Molecule: messenger RNA, 4861 nt
Organism: Capsaspora owczarzaki ATCC 30864
Lineage: Eukaryota; Filasterea; Ministeriida; Capsasporidae
Exons: 8
Coding region: 217-4698 (1493 amino acids)
Biological process (GO): intracellular signal transduction
Cellular component (GO): cytoplasm
Molecular function (GO): protein binding; guanyl-nucleotide exchange factor activity
Source: RefSeq, a predicted model, not a curated record
UUGCUUUUCCGCUCUUCCUUCAAUUCGCUCUUUUCCGCUCUUCGACUUUUUGUCCACACACUUCCACACCUCACUUCAUUGACCACAUUUUGAGCAGCACAGCCAGAGAUCAGCUCGUUGUGUGUGUGUGAUAGUCGAGUGAACGGAGCUUGAGUGACUGUGUACAGCAGAGCAGCACAAAUCGUAAAAAAUCCCUUUGUGAGAAAUUGAACAGCCAUGGACGAGCACAUCUAUGUCGUGCCGCGGCCAGCACGGAGCCGCGCCGGGUCGAGUGCCAGCGUGGGAGGCGCAGGAGGAGCAGCCUCGCGAGGGCAUCCGAGGCCAUCGCCACUCAGCAGCAGCAGCAGCGGCAGUCGCAGCCAUCGAAGCAACUCGAGUUUGAAUGAGUCUUCCGACGCAAACCAGGAGCAGCAGGACCACCAGGCCACCGACGACGACCACAAUCACGAGCAUGGGCACGAGCACGAGCACGACGCGCACGACUACCAGAGCGACGGCGCAGACUCGUUCGCAGACGACCUCGACAGCCUCGGCGACGGCGACGCAGGCGAUUCAGGCGAGGACGGCUACAUUACGCUCCCGCUCUCCCGCCAAGCAGCCGUCGCGUGGAUGGAGUCACUCCUCGGCGAAGACGAUCCAGUCGUCAGGUCGAUCGGACUCGCCACCCCAGCGCCCAUCAAGCGCAGACUGCAGGAUGGCGUCUUGCUGUGCCGCCUAUUCAACGCUCUCGCGCCAGACCACGCAAUCGCCAUUGACCAGGCACACUUGGACGCACUCGCGCUCGCUGCGCCCCUCCAUGCAGACUCGGAAGAUGAUGCCGAGUUUUACGGGCAUGUCGACGCAGACACUCGGCGAGCGUAUCUCGACGCAUUCUUGCACGCGACCGUGGAGCACUUGCAAAUGGCUCCAUCAGACCUCUUCACAGCCGAAGACUUGCAGGAAGGGCGACUGUCGCGCGUCUUGCACAUGCUCAAUGCUCUGACCGCCCACGGUGGCAAGCAGCCUGCGCUGGCGCCCACCGUGCCUCGCCCCAUUUCCGUGGCCUCCGAAUCCGGUCCCGAGAAUGACGUAGACGAGGACGAGCAAGUGGCUGAGGAGGACGAAGAAGACAAGCAUCUGUCCGAAGAGGAACGAGCGGCCAAGAGGCGAGCAAAAAAGCGCUCCAUGAUUGUGGCAGAGCUGCUUGCGACUGAAAAAUCGUACAUUCAAGAUCUUAAAAUGCUCAUUGAGGGCUACAUGGUUCACAUGGCCAACAACGACAAGGUGACACCAGAGACGCGAACCGUACUAUUUGGCAAUUUGCCAGAGCUAUUGGAGUGCAAUACUGCGUUUUUGGCCCUGCUAGAGCAACAUACCACAGAGACAUUCGCAACCUUGGGUCUUGCCUUUGUUGAAAUGGAGGAGCAAUUCAAGUUGUACACGCAUUAUUGCAUCAAUCACCCUCUAGCCGUGGCUACGUUGCAGCAACUCUUGGCUGAUCCUCCGUUUGCCGCCUUUUUGACUGCUUGCAAAUUGCUCCUUGGACAACAACUGGACUUGUCUGCCUACCUGCUCAAGCCUGUCCAACGCAUUCUCAAAUAUCCUUUGCUCCUGAAUGAACUCCUCAAACAAUCUCGCGAAGAGGACGACACAGAGUUUUGGGGCAACUUGCACAGCGCCAUUCAGGUGAUGAACAAUGUCGCCCACUGGAUUAAUGAGCAGCAACGCAUUUCCGAGAUGAUUGCAAUGAUUCGCGAUCUCCAAUCUCGACUCAUUGGAUGGGAUGGCGGGGAUCUGCUCGAACUCGGACGGUUGCUCGAAAAAGGCAUGUUCAAGGUCGUGGACAUGCGCAAGCAACGGCACGACCGCAUGCUGUUCCUGUUUGAACGCGGUCUUAUCUUUGCCAAGCAAAAGGAGAAGGACGUCUAUACUUUCAAGGAGUUUAUCGAAAUUUCCAAGCUGGUCGUGAACGACACACCGCAAAUCGAGGGCGUUGACGUGAGCAGCAUGUUUGAGGUCACGCGCAGCGACAACCGCAGGGUGUACUUUGGAGUGACAUGCAAGUCGGACGAGGACAAGCAGUGGUGGGUGUCCAUGCUGGAGCAGCUGGUGCUGGACGACAUGAAGUCCUUCCUCACCAAGAAGGCCAAGGGCGGCUUUUUGCUGUCCUCGCAGCCAAUCUCGUCGACGCUCGCGCAUGCAGUCCCGAUUUCACAGAUGAGCGUGCCCAGCAAGCCGAUGAGCGGCGUUACUUCGCCAGGCUACCUCAGUUCCUCCUUCCCGCUUGGCGGCAUCAGCCUGCUCUCCCCUGUCUCCAGCACAGACAAGCUGGAAAAGUCGGCCACCGGAUCGACGUCAGGCUCUGCAACUCCGCUCGUGUCUGCGCCCCCUGGUCAGGUGGCUGGCGUGAAAAAGUCUGGUCUGAGCAAGCAGGGAUCCUUCUUGCACGGUCUUCUCAAGCGCGGUCGCGGCUCGACAGAUGACGACUCGUCGGUUGAGAACGGCUCGCCUCUUUCUCCGACUGGCUCAGCGACCGCCUUCCCGCCAUCAUCGUUGCGACGCGAGCAAUCACUGCCCAACGGUCCGAAAGGUCCGGCGCCAAUGUCCAUGCUGGCAACUGCCGCGGCGGCCGCUGCAGCAGCUGCAUCCACAACAUCCUCGCCGUCGUCCACCACGACAUCGCCAGGACUCGCGCCCCAGCCAACACUGCGACUCAAACCACCCCCGCUUCCUGGGUCGCGGCCUUCUGCUGAAGCAUCUGUCACCGUCGACGAUUUGAGCAUGAAAAGUCCAAUCGCUAUUGUCCAGGAGAGCGAGCGUGGCCGCAAACGUUCGCUGUCGACUUCCAGUGUCGGAACGCGUAGCGACUCGCGUACUGGCAGCAUCAGCGAGCGUCCGUCGUCGCAGUCACGCUCCAUGUCGACGGAACAAGAGGCGAGCGAUCCGUCGUCGACCUCGCCGACGCCCUCGUCAGUACCUUCAACGCCGCUGACACCCACUUUCCGCACCAGCAUGGACGACACGGGCCAAUCCCUCAAGCCUGCCGUGCCUCGUCCUUCGCGCGCCGCACCAGCUGCGCCAGUGUCAAAGGGCGUGUCCCCCGUGGCGACCCCGCUUCCACCAGUCACUUUGCAGCUGCAAGAAGCUGUGGACGACGAAUCCGAUCUCUCGGAAGCGUCCAGUUCGAGCUCUGACGCGACGUCCACCCUGCAGUCGGUUGUCUCUCCCUCCGCCAUCCGCAAAGCCGUUCCUCCCGUCCCAGGAGGUGGCGUCACCAAGCCUCCUCCGGCCGCACCAUCGUCUGCUCCCCCCUUUGUCUCUACUACUCUGCCCAAGGUGGCGGCCAAGCCGCCAGCUGCCGCACCCGCGCGACCCGUUCCAACCGCCCCUGCAACCCUUGCACCGAAGCCUGCUAUGGCAGCAGCCUCCUCCGUGUCUCCAACCGCAUCUGGUCUUAAUCCUCCAAACCUCCCACCCAAGCCGUCCGUCUCGCCCAAACCUGCUGCUGCUGCUGCUGCUGCUGCUGCUGCUGCUGCUGCUGCUGCGGCAGGCCCUGCUCCCAAACCCCUCACAUCAGAGCCCCAUUCACAAGAAGAAACAAGUGCUCCGGCUGAGACCGCUCCGCCGUCAUCGAAUGGCGCAAGUGCUCGCCACCCUGUCGGCCCGAAACCUUUGCGCAUGUCUCCGGCUGCCGCGCUUGCAGCAAGCCAUGCGGCGGACACUGAUGCCGCCAAGAGCAACGGAGAUGCUGUUGAGAGUGCACCGCAUCCCAAACCCGCACUUGCACCAAAGCCGACAUCCGCCCAAGUCGCCAUUGCCGACAAGCGCCGCUCUGGACACAGUCGACCGGCUUCCGGCACGUUGGGCAAAACAGUCGGCUCGCGCCCUUCAAGCAGCAGUCGGUCGAGUGGUUUGAAUAGUUCGCACCCGGCAGCCUCCGCGUCUGGCGUGAAUUCCCACUCACAUGACGCGGCUACUGCGGCAAAUGCAGCGGCCGCGACGGGCUCUCACUUCCAUACAAAAGUGACUGUGCCAGCUGGAGCAGCCGCGUCUACUCUUCGCCCCAAACCAACCGGACGACCUCGAUCCAUUGUUCGUACCCACGGGAACGCAGAACAUGCACCCACUGCUUCCGAGCCAACAGACAGCGCUCCCGCCUCCGCCGCCUCCACUGCAACAACCAAACCUGCCGCUCCGCCACCAAAGCCCGUUCCCAGCCUGGGUGUCAAGCCCCCGCCCACGCUUGUGCCCAAGCCGACGCCUGCGCCAGCCAAGCCCGUUGCCGAAACUCCUGCCAUUCCGGACAUGCCAAAGCUCGCCGACAUCCCCAAGCCCAACUUGAUCGGUCUUGCGGGAGGCAAGCCGCCGCCGAAAGCCCUUCCGUCCAAGGCCCCGCCCGCUCAGCCUCUGUCGGCCCCGAAGGACGUGGCACAUGGUGCAGGCGCAAACCCGCUGAAAUCCGUGUCCGCUACCUUGCCCAAGCUGUCGACAUCAGGCUCGUCGCCUCACGGCAACAAGUUUGCAACCAUUUCUGCCUCCGCCGGCCUGACCAAGGCAUUCCUUGCCGAAGUCAAAGCUGGCUCAGACGGAGCGUCCAGCUCUGAAAGCCAGUCUUCGGCCGCUUCAAUCACUUCGCCGACAAUGACCAAAGCAAAGGUGCCUCUGCUUCCUCCCGGCAAGCCUCGUCCAGCUGGCCCUCCUGUGCCCGGCAAGCCCUAAGGAGCCAAUCUCUUGUUUGUUUCUGCUGUUCCCCCCCCCCUCGCUUUAUAGGAUACUGUUUCCGUAUCUUGUUUUUGUUUUGACUACAUCUUACUUUUUGUUUCGAUGCGUUCGUGCGACUGUUUUUUUUUGCAUCGUUGUUUUGCUUUCCAACAUCCUUGGC